Molecule: messenger RNA, 120 nt
Organism: Entrophospora sp. SA101
Lineage: Eukaryota; Fungi; Glomeromycota; Glomeromycetes; Entrophosporales; Entrophosporaceae
Source: the annotation of a GenBank genome assembly
AUGGAAGCAUUAAAGAUAAGAUAUGAAUAUUUGAAUAAUAACAAUAGAAAUCUAAGGAUUCCGAAUAUGGUAGGUGGCCCACUCAUAAUGACUAGGCGUUUGGAUCCAUCUAUUCAAUGA